Messenger RNA from Leucoraja erinaceus (little skate), 1610 nucleotides. RefSeq names its product zinc finger protein 135-like. The transcript has 2 exons. NCBI's taxonomy places the organism in Eukaryota, Metazoa, Chordata, Chondrichthyes, Rajiformes, Rajidae. Gene Ontology annotation, molecular function: DNA-binding transcription factor activity, RNA polymerase II-specific; RNA polymerase II cis-regulatory region sequence-specific DNA binding. Bases 1 to 1608 code for a protein of 535 amino acids. Gene Ontology annotation, biological process: regulation of transcription by RNA polymerase II. Gene Ontology annotation, cellular component: nucleus. The record is from RefSeq and is a predicted model, not a curated record.
AUGAAGCGCUGCCGCCCGCCGGGGUCGGGGCCGCCGUGGAUGAUGCGUUUGACCACCCCGUCCAUUUCCGCCAGCGCCGCCAUCUUGGCGCGUCGGCGCUCACUCGGGUUUGUCCGCUCACGCACCCGGGCGUUUCCGGCAGCGAUCACUCGGGCGUUUCCGGCGGUGAUCACGCGGCUCAACUCGGACUCGGGCGUUUCCGGAGUCGGCUCGUGGACCAAGAGCUUUGCCCAGCUCUCGGGGCUGAGGGACCACCAGAGGGUGCACAAGGGCUUCACCUCCUCCAGCAGCCUGCUGCAACACCAGCGCACCCAUACCGGGGAGCGCCCCUACACCUGCACCCAGUGCGGCAAGGGCUUCACCUUCCCCGGCAACCUGCGGUCCCACCAGCGCAUCCACACUGGCGAGCGCCCCUACACCUGCGCCCAGUGCGGCAAACGCUUCACCCUAUCCGGCACCCUGCUGGAGCACCAGCGAACCCACACCGGAGAGCGCCCCUACACCUGCGCCCAGUGCGGCAAGGGAUUCACCCAUUCCAGCAGCCUCAUAAAGCACCAGCGCACCCACACCGGCGAGCGCCCCUACACCUGUGCCCAUUGCGGCAAGGGCUUCACCCAGUCCUGCAGCCUGCUGUUGCACCAGCGCACCCACACCGGCGAGCGCCCCUACACCUGCGCCCAGUGCGGCAAGGGCUUCACCCGCUCCUCCAAGCUGCUGUCUCACCAGCGGGUGCACACCGGUGAGCGCCCCUACACCUGCACGCAGUGCGGCAAGGGCUUCACCCAGUCCAACAGCCUGCUGGAGCACCAGCGCAUCCACACCGGCGAGCGCCCCUUCACCUGCACCCAGUGUGGCAAGGGCUUCACCCAGUCCAACAGCCUGCUGGAGCACCAGCGCAUCCACACCGGCGAGCGGCCCUACACCUGCGCCCAGUGCGGCAAGGGCUUCACCCGCUCCUCCAAGCUGCUGUCUCACCAGCGCACCCACACCGGUGAGCGCCCCUACACCUGCACGCAGUGCGGCAAGGGCUUCACCCAGUCCAGCACCCUGCUGGAGCACCAGCGCAUCCACACCGGCGAGCGCCCCUUCACCUGCACCCAGUGCGGCAAGGACUUCACCCAGUCCAGCACCCUGCUGGUGCACCAGCGCACCCACACCGGCGAGCGCCCCUACACCUGCACCCAGUGCGGCAAGGGCUUCACCCAUUCCAGCAGCCUGCUGCAGCACCAGCACACCCACACCGGCGAGCGUCCCUACACCUGUGCCCAGUGCGGCAAGGACUUCACCCAGUCCAGCACCCUGCUGGUGCACCAGCGCACCCACACCCACACCGGCGAGCGCCCCUACACCUGCGCCCAGUGCGGCAAGGGCUUCACCUGCUCCACCCAGCUGCUGUCCCACCAGCGGGUGCACACCGGCGACCGUCCCGUCUCCAACCCGGUGGGUGGAGAGCGCUUUGCCAUGGCCUCCCAUGCCCUGUCUCACCAGCGCGUGCACACCAGUGGCCCGCCCUAUGACUGCCCGUACUGCGGUGAGGAGUUUGACAGCUCGCGGGGGUUGCGGCAGCACCGGCGGACCCACGCCGGCGAGCAGCUGCUCCCACUGUGACA